UCUCUUGCAAGUACGAGGGGUUUUGAGUUUUUUGGACAGAAUUGCAGUGCAGUUCCACAACGAGAAAGGGAGAGAGAGAUGGACGAGGAGGAGCAUGAGGUGUAUGGGGGAGACAUCCCUGAUGAGGGGGAGAUGGAAGGGGAUAUGGAGGCUAAUAAUGUUGAUGUUGAGAUGGGCAGGGCCGAUGAAGAUGCCGUCAAGUUGCAGGAGCUGGAUGAGAUGAAGAAACGAUUGAAGGAGAUGGAGGAGGAAGCGGCUGCUCUUCGUGAAAUGCAGGCUAAAGUCGAGAAGGAAAUGGGUGCUGUCCAAGAUCCUGCAAGUGUAGCUGCAACUCAGGCAAGUAAGGAGGAGGCAGAUUCUCGAUCAGUGUUUGUUGGUAAUGUGGAUUAUGCAUGCACCCCAGAGGAAGUUCAGCAGCAUUUCCAAUCCUGUGGGACAGUGAACAGAGUCACUAUUUUGACUGAUAAGUAUGGUCAGCCGAAGGGUUUUGCUUAUGUUGAAUUUCUUGAAGUAGAAGCUGUCCAAGAGGCUCUCCUUCUCAAUGAAUCAGAAUUACAUGGUCGCCAAUUGAAGGUCUUGGCCAAACGAACCAACGUUCCUGGAAUGAAGCAGUUCCGCCCAAGGCGUUUCAACGCAUACAUGGGGUACCGAUUCAGGCGGCCUUAUGUACCCCCAUAUGCUUACUCCCCUUAUGGAUAUGGGAAGGUUCCCAGGUUUAGAAGGCCAAUGCGUUUCAGGCCUUACUACUGAUGGACUUUGUUCAUUUUAAGACAAAGAUAGAUAAAUAGAGAAGCUCUAUUGGAGGAACACUUCCCUUGUAAGACAUUGGAGAUAAAUAUUUAGACCUAAGGGUUUUAUUGCUAUAUUGAUGUCAUGCUGCUUGGAUUGUAUUGGAUUAUGGAUUUGAAUAUAAGAUAAUAUAUUUGAUGCUUGA
Molecule: messenger RNA, 934 nt
Organism: Telopea speciosissima
Lineage: Eukaryota; Viridiplantae; Streptophyta; Magnoliopsida; Proteales; Proteaceae
Product: polyadenylate-binding protein 2
Exons: 6
Coding region: 79-750 (223 amino acids)
Molecular function (GO): RNA binding
Source: RefSeq, a predicted model, not a curated record